Ogataea philodendri is the source of this 1425-nucleotide messenger RNA. RefSeq lists its product as uncharacterized. Gene Ontology annotation, biological process: adenylate cyclase-activating G protein-coupled receptor signaling pathway. Gene Ontology annotation, molecular function: G protein-coupled receptor activity. NCBI's taxonomy places the organism in Eukaryota, Fungi, Ascomycota, Pichiomycetes, Pichiales, Pichiaceae. The coding region runs from base 1 to 1425 and encodes 474 amino acids. The record is from RefSeq and is a predicted model, not a curated record. The transcript has a single exon. Gene Ontology annotation, cellular component: plasma membrane.
AUGGGCCUACUUCUCGCCAACCUGACCUCUGUGUAUGAUUUGGAUAGGUCCGAGGUACUGCUUCUGGAUCUAUUCACCUUCAUUCCAGGCACGUUGUCGAUGAUGAGCGGGUUUUUGUCCAUUUAUUGGUACUUCAAUAUUCACGUCUCGAGGAAAACUUUUCGACACAAGCUCAUAUUGUACCUGAUGCUUGGAAACACCAUUCGGGGAUGCAUCCAUUUCAUCUACCCGAUCUUGUCGUUGUCUGCUUUGUCGCGACAUUCGUAUCAGUGUGCAUUUUUCACCGAGCUACAUUUUGCAACCUGCGACGUAUUUGGCUAUCUAUUGAACAGUUCGUUUGUCUGUGGCGACGUAAUCAUCAUUGUGACUGCCCUGCACUCGCUGCUGCUGAUAAUUCGACCGCAGGACGCCAGAGUGUAUCGAGCUUCGAAAUCGCACCCGUGGAAAGGCCGUCUACGACUUGUAUUUAAAGCCGAAAAAAAUAACAUCCCAGAGUCCCUCGCGCUGCUCCAGGACGGAUAUCUGGAAACUCAAACGUACACCUACAGACAGGAGGCUGGACUGUAUAGAUACGACCCUUUGAUUCUACUCGGAUGCAUGGUUGCAAUUCCCUGUACGCUUUCGUCGUUCGCGUUUGUGGACGGAAGCCGCUACGACAACUACAUCUCGUUCUGCUACUUGCCUGCAAACCCGGUCUGGAUCCGGAUCCUGGGCUCGUGGGGCCUGCGCCUGUUUGCCUUUGUCAUCAUUCUUGUGUGCUACUUCACCAUAUAUGUGUACAUCUAUGCCAGCUACCAGAAACUGAGCGCCCACCACGAACGGCUUUUGAACGUCAAUAAACACAAACCCAGGCUUCAGUCGCUCCGGGCGUUUCUGUUUGGAGUUUACUACUCUAUCUUCGACAUCUCCAUGAAAAACCAGUCAAGUAUGUUUGUUGAAGCUACCCCAACUAAUCAAACCCCAAUGGUUCUAGAGACCGACCAAAAUGUGACACCCAUGAACUCACAGAUCCCACAGAUCCACUCAGACUCUCCAAUUGCCCAGACCCAAAGAGAACUGGCCAUAGAGGUGUUUGAGAAAUCCGUGCAGGAUUUCAACGACCGCAAAAAGAGCUCGCUCAGAGCCCUUAAGUUCAUUUUCAUUUACCCCCUAACGUACAUGAUAGUUUGGGUGGUUCCUCUAAUAGCCCAGAUCCUGCGUUUCAGAAGACAGAAACAACCCUUGGCACUGCUAUGUGUGGUGUCCUUUUUCCAGUCAAUAGACGGACUAAUCCAGGUACUCGUUUUCUGUUUUCGUGAAAAACCAUGGAAGCUCGCAUCGAAACUGCAAGAGCAACAGCCCGCUCCGCCACCACUUGUGAACUCGCCAGCCUCCGGAAACGGGUCGCAGGUCGACCUGGUUGCAAUGUUGAAAGCAGCUUCGUAG